This is a messenger RNA of Melitaea cinxia (Glanville fritillary), 1816 nucleotides long. RefSeq names its product N-acetylgalactosaminyltransferase 7 (gene Pgant7). The coding region runs from base 1 to 1767 and encodes 588 amino acids. Gene Ontology annotation, cellular component: Golgi apparatus. NCBI's taxonomy places the organism in Eukaryota, Metazoa, Arthropoda, Insecta, Lepidoptera, Nymphalidae. The transcript has 6 exons. The record is from RefSeq and is a predicted model, not a curated record.
AUGCGGAUAACAAACGUGAGACGCGGUAGAAUUAUUCGUAUAACCGCAAUUGCUGCGGUACUUUUAAUUUUAAUAUACGCUUUACAUUCUUAUUCAUAUGCAAACGUCGACGGUAAUUCUAACGAAAUUGUUAUAUCUGGAGAUAAACCCUCGUACUAUAAAUCUCACCGGGAUGUAUAUCCUAAAUUAGAAACCGAACUGGGCAAUUUUGAGCCUAAAACAAAACGGACAGUGAAAGGACCGGGAGAGGAAGGCUUGCCUUACCACAUGCCUCAAGAUCGUGCCAACGAUAUCGCCGAAUCUGAAAGUGAAUAUGGCAUGAAUAUAGCAGCUUCCGAUGACAUUGCAAUGAACAGAUCUAUACCAGAUACUCGUUUAGACGAGUGCAAGUACUGGCACUAUCCACACGACUUGCCCACCACAUCAGUUAUUAUAGUGUUUCAUAAUGAGGGCUUCUCAGUUCUCAUGAGAACUGUUCACACGGUGAUAGAACGUUCACCACCUCACUUGUUACAUGAAGUUGUUAUGGUCGACGACUUUUCUGACAAAGACAACUUAAAAGAAAAUUUAGACAACUAUAUAAAGAGAUGGCACGGUAAAGUACGUCUCAUAAGAAAUACUAGACGAGAGGGUCUAAUCCGUACUAGAUCUAGAGGCGCUAAAGAAGCCACAGGCGAUGUCAUAGUAUUUUUAGACGCUCAUUGUGAGGUCAACGUUAAUUGGUUACCUCCCCUUCUCGCGCCUAUUUAUAGGGACUAUAGAACCAUGACAGUACCGGUUAUUGAUGGCAUCGACCAUAGAACAUUCGAAUAUAGACCAGUUUAUCAGCACGGAACGAAUUAUAGGGGAAUUUUCGAAUGGGGUAUGCUUUACAAGGAAAAUGAGGUCCCAGAUAGAGAAGCCAGUCUCCAUAAACAUAAGUCAGAACCUUACAAGAGUCCAACACACGCUGGUGGACUCUUUGCCAUUAAUAGACGUUAUUUCCUAGAAAUCGGUGCUUACGAUCCUGGUCUUUUAGUUUGGGGUGGGGAAAACUUCGAAUUAAGUUUUAAGAUAUGGCAAUGUGGUGGUAGCAUUGAAUGGGUGCCUUGUUCAAGAGUUGGCCACGUAUACCGCGCUUUCAUGCCAUACUCUUUCGGUGAUUUGGCCAAAAACCGUAAAGGUUCCCUGAUAACAAUUAACUAUAAAAGAGUUAUAGAAACAUGGUUCGAUGAGGAACACAAAGAAUACUUCUAUACUAGAGAGCCCAUGGCGAGAUUUUUGGACAUGGGAGAUAUAAGUGAACAAGUGGCCUUGAAAGAGAAAUUGAAAUGCAAAGACUUUGGAUGGUUUAUGGAGAAUGUAGCUUAUGAUGUUUAUGAUAAGUUUCCUAAAUUACCUAAAAAUGUUCACUGGGGUAUGGUUAAAAACAAGGCUUCAGGCCAAUGCUUAGAUACUAUGGGAAAAGCGGCACCUGCGUAUAUUGGCACAACAACUUGUCACGGAGCGGGUAAUAAUCAACUAUUCAGACUGAAUGAAGCAGGUCAACUGGGUGUGGGCGAGAGAUGCGUGGAAGCAGAUAAGGAAAGCUUAAAACAAGCUAUUUGUAGACUCGGCACUGUUGACGGACCUUGGAGAUACGAUGAAAAACACAACCACCUAAUACAUCGCCUGCACAGCUACUGCCUCACAUUACAACCUAACACUAGAACUCUAGGUCUUGCGCCCUGUGACCCUAACAAUACAUUCCAACAGUGGACAAUUACGCAUAAAAAACCUACUUGGUGAGCCUAAAAAUAUGUAAAUCCUCAAAAAUAAUUAUAUUAUAUUUUUUCAC